GAGUCUUUAUGGUGCUAGUUCCUGUUUCUAGCAGCUACUGCCCAGUGCGCUCAAUCAGAAACUGGAAGUAUUGUUUUUAACCCUUUGGGUGUUUGUUAAAGGAGAGCGGAAGCACUCGCUGUAGUUUUGAAUUACCGAAAAGUAGUGCAUGCUAUAGAGUUCUAGGAAAUGUUUGGCUAGAGCGGUAACAGAGUUGUCCUCUUUCUUCGCGAGGAAGGGGAAAGGUUGGAGGUCAGCUAGUGCGAGAAGAUGGUGGCUCACGAACAGCUCCGCGUGGUUCGCUGUGGUGGCAGCUGGUUGAGUGGGAGUCGCGCGGUCUUUUCAGCUGAUUCCAAGUACCUUUUGUGUGCUUCUGGUGACUAUGUAAAAGUCUACAGUACAUCUACAGAAGAAUGUCUGCAUGUCCUGCAGGGUCACAGCAACGUAGUGACAGGAAUCCAGUUGAAUCCCCAAAACCAUCUACAGCUCUAUUCAUGGUCUCUAGAUGGCACUAUUAAACUCUGGGAUUUUAUGGAUGGAAUUCUCAUCAAGACGUUUAUUGUUGGGUUCAAGCUCUUUGCAUUCUAUGCGCUUGCAGAGUCUGAAGGUUCAGUAUUUGUUAUCAUACCAAAGGAUAAUGAUGAAAGAUCAGGUAAUUUUCAACUGGUUUCACUGAAACUUCUAAAAAUACCAGGUCAGGAAGUAGAAGCCAGUGAGCUGCAACUGAUUUUGGAUGGUGUAAGCCAAUCACCCAAAUGUACAGCGUUUGGAAGAGAAGGUGAAUAUGUGGUAUCCGUUUCCAACUUUCACCUCCUUGUUUGUUUUUUCAGGAAGAAAAAGGUUUACAGCUUUUCUGUAGGUUCAAAACUGAAACAUAACACAGAUAGGUGCUUCACCUGUGUAGCCUGCCACCCAAAGGAAGACUGCAUAGCAAGCGGACACCAAGAUGGCAGAAUUCGUCUGUGGAGGAAUUUUCAUCAUAAGAGCAAAUACACAUUCUCCAUAAUGCACUGGCACCACGAAGAAGUUAUGGAUCUUGCUUUCACUGUAGAAGGAACUAGCCUCCUGAGUGGUGGGAUUGAGUCUGUCCUAGUCCAGUGGCAAGAUGGGUCAGACGCGAAGAAGGAAUUCUUGCCUCGCUUGGGAUCUACGAUACAGCACAUCUCUGUCUCGCCUGAUGGAGCUUUUCUUUGUACCUCUCAUGCAGAUAACAAAAUAAUCAUCAUACACAGCAACUUGAGGGUCUCCACAGUAAUUCAAGGAUUAAUCAGAGGCAGUGACGUCAAGACUGGCUUAAUGGUUGACCCACGAACUAAAGCUUUGGUUCUGAACGGCAAGCCUGGUCACCUGCAGUUCUAUUUGCUGCAAAAUGACAAGCAGCUGUACAAUUUGGAUAUUGUGCAGCAGGAGUAUAUUCAUCAAUAUGGUCUAAAUCAGAUUGAGUUAGUGAAGGCUGCAUUUGAUUCCCAAGGCAACUGGCUGGCUACUGUGGAACAGCGACAAGGAAGGUGCAGUGACCUUGAAUUGCACAUGAAACUGUGGGCUUACAGUGAGCAAACCCAAAGCUUUACUCUGAACACAAGAAUAAGCAUGCCACACGAGGAUUGUGUCACAGCUAUGUGUUUCCGUGACACAGAUGCGUCUGAAAGCAUAACCCCAACAUUGGUAACAGCUGGCAAUGAUGGACACUUUAAAGUCUGGAUGCUACGGGUUGAUAAUGAUGGCGAACAACAAGACAUAACCUGGGCCUGUGAUUUUGUAGGAAGCUAUCACAACUAUCGAGCUACAAAUUGUUGCUUCUCUGAAGAUGGUUCUUUGCUUGCAGUCAGCUUUGAGAAAAUAGUCACUCUGUGGGACUCAGAAACGUGGGAUCUGAAGUGUACUUUUUGCCAUCUUCCUGGAACUAUAGUCAACCUGUGUUUUGGGAGACAAAGUUGUUCAAAGUACCUUCUUGGCACCACCAGUACCGGGUUUUUGUGCUGCUGGAACUUGCUGAGCUGUACACUGGAAUGGAGCGCUCAGUUAAAUGUCAUCGUUCUGCAACCAGAUUGUCUGUCUGAAAACAUUGCCGCAGUUUCAUGGCACUCAGAAUACUCAGAUGUGUUCAUGUUUAAACCCAGUGAGCCACGCCCUUCGUGUAUCCAGAGAAAGGUCUGCAGAGGCAGGGUGCAGUGGGCUGUCUUUGUUCCAAGAGAUGUACCUGAGUGUAUUCACUCAGAAAAAUAUCAGUGGCUCAGCCUGUCUCAGUUUUACUUCCUGACUGAAACACAUGAAUUGAUGACAUUUAGCACAAAGAGCCCAGAAGAGAGACUCACACCUUCCAGCAGACAGUUGGCAAUUGAAGAGAAUUUCCCCAUGACUCCUUUUCACCUGCUACUGGGGAAGCACCGGCAACAGACAAAAGAGACUACAGAAACUGGGAAACUACCUGUGCAGAACAACUUGGCCCAAGAGUCACCUGCUGUCAAAGAACUUCUUCAUACUCCAGCACAUGUCUUGCCGUCUGCCUCUUUCCUGUGUCCUAUUUUUAUUAAUUCAUUGCUGGUAUCCAAAGCAAAUAAAAGUGCCGGUGAAGUGACUGAUGAAGUUGAAAUGGAAAGCAACAACAGUGACAGUGAAUCAGAGGAGGAUGCAGAAGUUGAUGAAGUGCCCCCAGAGACACCCCAGGCAACAGAGUGUUCGGAGGACAUUCCAUGUAAAUUAUCAAAAACUCAAGAAAAAGAACUGCGCAGAUUAAGAAAAUUGGACUACAGCUGGGCAUCAGGUCUCUAGACACAUAGUAUUGGGGACUGCAUAUAUUUAUAUUUGUUACUGAUAAUUCUGUAAGAUGUGAUGCUGCCAAAUAAAAGACUGAGUAUUC
This is a messenger RNA of Rhineura floridana, 2839 nucleotides long. RefSeq names its product WD repeat domain 75 (gene WDR75). Gene Ontology annotation, molecular function: protein binding; RNA binding. The coding region runs from base 250 to 2751 and encodes 833 amino acids. Lineage: Eukaryota; Metazoa; Chordata; Lepidosauria; Squamata; Rhineuridae. The transcript is spliced from 21 exons. The record is from RefSeq and is a predicted model, not a curated record. Gene Ontology annotation, cellular component: nucleolus. Gene Ontology annotation, biological process: positive regulation of rRNA processing; positive regulation of transcription by RNA polymerase I.